AUGGCAUAUCGACUUCUCUAUAAUGGUCACAGAGCGCCACAGAAGGUAUAUUGUCAUCGUCUUAGCUCUUUCAGUUCAGAUCUAUCUAUCUAUCUAUCUAUCUAUCAAUCUAUCUAUCUAUCUAUCUAUCUAUCUAUCUAUCUAUUUGCCUCAUGCAGUCCAUAUCCAUCUCUGUUCACCACUCUCUAUCUCAGUCAGUUCAGAUCUAUCUAUCUAUCUAUCUAUCUAUCUAUCUAUCUAUCUAUCUAUCUAUCUAUCUAUCUAUCUCAUGCAGUCCAUAUCCAUCUCUGUUCACCACUCUCGAUCUCAGUCAGUUCAAAUCUAUCUAUCUAUUUAUCUAUUGUUUUGCAGUCCCAGUAUGAAAUUCUCUCUCUCUCUCUCUCUCUCUCUCUCUCUCUCUCUCUCUCUCUCUCACUCAUUCGCACAGACACAUACUUCUCUCUCUCUCUCUCUCUCUGUCUCUCUCUCUCUCUCUCUCUAUUUAUAUCAGUCUAUUCAUAUCUAUCUCAGUUUAUUCAUAUCUAUGUGGUAUCUAUUUCAUAUCUAUCUAUCUAUCUCAGUAUAACCAUAUCUAUCUUUCUCUCUAUCUAUUUAUGCACAUAUGGACAUAGACAUAUAUGUCUGUAUGUCUGUCUUUGUCUCUAUCUCUUUCUCUUUACUUCUAUCUGUUCACAUCUAUCUAUAUAUCUAUCUGAUCUGUUCAUUAUCUAUCUAUCUAUCUAUCUAUCUCAACCUAAAUCAAAUCGACGAAGAGAAAUGGGCCAAAAACAGUCUUCUCCGCUACAGGCGACUGUAGCAAGCAACCCCCAGCCUCCCCCAGUAGCUAGAAAGCCCCGCGCUCCAGUGCCCCCCUAUCGCAUCCACAGUUUUGUGAUUCCAGAGAACAAAGUUCUACCGACUGAAAUCGCUCCUCGUCGAUUGCGACCAGUUUCUGCUGAAUUGGCAACAAGAAAUGCCGAUUUCGCUUCAAUUUGGGGCAAUCCCGUCACAGCUCUUGAUGAGCACCUUCGGGGCAGCCUCCAGAAAGAGACUCUCGAUAGACAUGCAGCCAAUCUUGCUUCAAUCAUUGCAGGGACAGAGGAAAAUUGCUUGACAGAUAAAAAAGAAGAUUCCAUAGAAACGACCGAAGCAAAUCCAGAAACUCAAACAGACCAAAUGACAAAAUUAGAAACACAAGGAAAAACAGAGAUUCUAAUUUCGAAAUUAGCGGAAACUAAAUCUGCAGUGCUAAAUUCCGAACUUGACUCUGAAAAAUCCGGCGAUACAUCCGUCAGACGUCGGAUUCAAGAUGAAAAUACCGAAAAACUGAAAAUGUCGAUUAAAGAGAACCUGGAACGGGCAAGUAGCGCGCCUACAAUGAUUAAAACAAAGGAAAGUCUCCCAAGCGGCGGCCUUCCACAAGAGUACACAAAUCACCGGCGAUACGCUUCAACUUCAACGUUUUGUUCCCAGACAGUCGCCCCUGAUGAUACCGAUGAAAUCGCAUCUUUCUCUUCAGACACCUUCAGUAGAACCUCAAACGCAUCUCUGCCACAGAAAUGCAGUUUCAAUAUUGACCGCACCCAGUCGCUCACUUACGCUCAGCUUGCAGAAACACGUCGUCAAAAUAGCCCUCUUGGGACACUUGAUCUUAAUUCACGCGAUAAUGCCAGCGCUAACAAAGUAAGCCAACCUCCCUACCAAAACGGGGAGGUAUAUUUUUCAGUGCAAAGUGUGGAUCGCCGACGGAGUCGCAAAAAGAAGCGCGCCCCUGACCCUCCAAGUCUUGCAAGGCCAUUUUCAUUAAGCACCCAGGAUGUAAGAGAAGAACCGAUCGCUUUGAAUGACUCUUCAGAACUUGAGCCUACUGUGAAAGCGUCACUACCUUUAACUGAGCAGAAAAAAGAUAAAACAGAAGUCCCACAUGCCGAAUCAGUGGUUUCGAAAAUAAUAGAAGAAUCAAAAGAGGCUGAUUCGAUUCCUCCUGCUCCUAAAUGGUGCACCGCAUUGUCAUCCGGCCCAUUAUCCAAGCCUAGUGCUCAGAGUGGUUCCAAUUCGAGCCACGCUUACAGAAACCUCAUUACGCCGAUAUUAUUUAAAAGCGAUUCUACCAGAAACGUAACUUCCCGUGUCUCUGCUCCAGCCACAGCAAACAACACAAAAACUACAACCACAUCUUCAACUUUUACUACAACUGCGUUUGAAUCACAAAGUUUGGCACAAACGAAAUCAAAAGAACCAAUAAAAACAGAGAACAAACCAAGUGUUGAAGUCGGGGAACAGUUUGUUAAAAAUUCGUUAACAAUGUUAACAGAAAAUGCAACUGUGCAGGAACCAACAUUUUUAUCUAAAAAAGACCCAUCUACAACAUUAGCACAAGCGAAACCAGUCACUAACUUACCAUCUGACGCAACCAUCGGUUUCAGCGCUAUUGCUUCCGAUCAACCAAAUGACUUUGACUCCUCCUCCAAACUCCAAAGUUUCCACCCAAACAUUUCCCCACCUUUGGCUUCCAGUGAAUCAUAUGAGCCAAGCCUCAGUCACAAUGAUUCUUUGUCACAACUGGAAAAGUCAAGUGAAAUUUCUCUCACUUCGACGCCAGAAAAACUACUGAUUUGGAAACCUCCCACACAAGAUGAAAUUUCGAUGUUGUUGGCUUCUAGUGAAAAAAUUCAAAAUAGCAAGAAACAACAGCAUACUUUAUUUGGAGAAACCCAAAAUAUGCUACAGUCAAGUCCACAAAAAAGCACAAUACACGAUAAACAUUUAAAAACCUCAUUUGAGCAAAAACAGCCUAUUUGCGAAACGCUCCUAAUCUCGAAUUUAUCGGAAGCAUCAAAAAGUAAACCAGAAAUCAAAAAUCAAACAGAAACAUCCAUCUAUGUAAAACCGUCCGUUGUGGAAACAAAAACCUCCCAUUCUGAGCACUUUGGAGAAAAGCAAAGCAAACUAGACGUGCCUGGAAUAAUGGAAGAGAGUUCCACUUUGAAUUCAUUCAAUAAUUCUGGAACAACCAAUAACAUAUUAGCCCCAGUUCCCCUAUCUACAAAUAACUAUUUAUCGACCAAUAUUUCCGGUCUGGUAACGUCACCGCCUAUGAACACAAUAGCGGUGAAAGGUUUACCAGAUGAAACUCUUUACGGAGGAAGUGUGCCUCCUCUAUCGAUUCCGUCAUCAAAUGCCCCAUCUGUCACACCUACAUCUAGUUCUUUCCUUCUUAAUUUCCAAACUAGCCCAAACGUCCCCAUAUCGCAUCUUCUUGUCUCAGGCGCGAGUGACUUAUGCACUACGUCUCAGCCUUUCAAUGCCACGCAUCAAAUAGCGACAAACCAAAUCGGACAACAGGUUGCGUAUUCAAUUCUACCCCAUUACAGUACAUUGCCGGCUACUCUGCAACCAAAUCUACACACGUCUCUGGCCUCAUGUCAUUCAGCAGCCCAUCUCAACCCACAAACCACUGGCAUGGGGAAAAUGUCCACUUUGCUCGUCAACACCCAAGGCAAAGUAAUUGCGCCAUUACCCCCCGGUGCACAGUUGCUACCUGGAUUCGUCCCCGCUUCACCAGUGGUGACAGCACAAGUCCCACCUCCAAAACAACCAACCCAAGCACAAGAAUACCAGAACGUCGAGCCAGUGUCACACCACUUACCUACUUUAACCCAACAAAUACAGGAGGUUGCUAAAAAGAAAGCCCUAAUGAAAUCACAAAGUCAAGACUAUAAAUCGUCCAUAAUGGUCUGUCCUUCAGAUAACAAAUCAACACAAUUAAGAACAUCGAGCACGCCACUCCCUUCAACUCCUCCUCCGCCACCGCCGCCGCCACCACCACCACCGCCGCCGCCGCUGCCUCCUGUAACAUCUCUACCGCUGACGCCCACAGACAGAAAUUCACCGCUUGCUAAGGUGAUGAUGGCCCACAAACCAGACUCCAAUUCACCGCUAGCGAGUUUGACGAAUUCGCGCCGAUCCAGCAAUUCAACCGGUGACAGUGACUCCAUGAAAGGAUUACAGCUUAUCCAGAGAGACGACAUCUUAGCUGCUCGCAGUUCUCUCAGGUCGCGGAAGGACCGGAAUCCCAAAGCGGUCAACAAACCCCAAAGCAACAACCCACAUGAAAAAUUCCAGAAAGAACUGAACGAAGCGUUUUUGAUGAGACAACAAAAGAAUGGUGAGAGUAUGAGAACCAUAUUGCCCAAUGGUAAGAAUAUAACUGUCGAACUGGAUGACAAAGAGGCUAACAAGGGGAACAUGCAAGAGACGAAUGAUAAGAGGAAAAUAACGGACGACCAUAACAGUGUCAAGACAUUUAGCUAUCGUGGUUGGAGUCAGAGUUCCAAUUCCUCAAGCAAAGGCUCUGUCAAAUCGAAUUCUUCUCAGAACUCAAAUUCUCACAAGUUAGAGAAAACAAGUGUGAUUAUAACGCAGCCAAAAACUUCAACGCAAGACAGCAAGAAAACUGUUUGGCGCACGAAUAUUGACGUUCACAAAAGUAGUUCCAUAAAAGAAAAAGAACAGCAAAAUUGGACUCCUGAACAGGAUCUGGGAGAUUUUGAUGAGAAAGAGACCGUCGCUGAAAAAGAGUCUGACGAGCGACGGACGCUCACGUCAAAUGGCUUUAAGGCAAAUCUGGUUCCUGGAAAUAUUAAACAUUUCUGCUCAGGUUUUCAGACAGGAAAUCCUUCAAUUAAAAACAACCAAAUACACGAGAGCAACGAGGAUUCAACCGAAAAAAAUGAGAAGCCGUUGAUUGUGUGGCAGUCAGAGGACUCUCUGAUAGAUGGUUCUGCAAAUAUGUCUUCGAAUUGGUCCUUCAAGACUUCAGAUACUUCGGAUAUGGACUCUGGCACACAAACGAAAUCAAAGAAAAAAACUGAGAAAAAAAGCCGGAAGAAAGAUGAUGGUGGCAAGAAAUCUAAUCGUUUUUCUUUUCCUCCGAUGAAAGGUAAGGAAAGCUCGGAAGCAUCACAUGUCAGUAAAAAAACAGCUGGUAUUGUGUACGGCGGUCAUGGAGAGAUUGUAUUUUUACCAGGUUUUCAAGAUCAUAUAGCUGCUGAAAAUAAUUACGUGAUAGAUGAAAACGCUGGCCAUGCGCCAAAAUGGCGGAACAAGAAGAAGAAAUACGCGUUCCAAUCGACAGUGAAACUAAACGAGAGAGAAAGAUUGGAACUUCAGUUGGCCAGUCGAAUUCAAGCCCGUGAAAGACAGAUGGAAGAGGAGAGAUUGGCACAGCAGAGAACAGAAAUGGAGUUUCAAAAAAUGAGGAUGUACAUGAAUUAUCCAGAUGAGCGGAGUAACUCGUCAGCGAGCGUCUCUCGGACCAACUCGUCGCAGGCAUCAUCAUCACGCGAUGUUUCCAGGUCAACAUCGUUAGAAGGCGAAAGUAAACAAGCCGUACACCAAAUGGAUGGAAAAGAAACAGAUUUUGUUGCCGGGUCAGACGAAGGGGUUGUUCUCCAACAAGUGACACCGAUUGGCGGAGCAUACAAAACGAAUACAGCCCAAACGUCGACGCAAGCAAAGAAACGUAACUCAAAACUCGGGAAUGAGCAGUCAAAGAAAAAUGCAAAUCAAGACAGCAAACUCAGCUCGGGUUUAGAGAAAAUGGCCGCCCGUCUUCCACCAAAAAUGCAAACAGGACAAAACACAAAGUAUACCGAGCCACUCCAGACAAAUUUUCCCAACGCUGGACUUUUGGCAAAUCGAGCACAUGGUGCUUCGCUUCCAAACCUUGCUUUCUUCAACGACUACCUGAAACUGUUGAGUGCCACUCAAACAAUAGUUCCUCCUCUCUAUCAAGAGAACUUGAAUCCGGCUCUCUUCGGCACCAACCCCAACUUAUUCCAACAAGUCAGUCCAUUCUAUCCAUUCUUCAUUAAUCCAAUGACCAGCAACCCGAACAACGUUCUUGGUGGCCUCGUUUACAACCAAACGACACCCAAUGGAGUGCAAAACCCCAUGUAUACGAGCGACGACAGUGACGAAGACGACGAUGAUGACACAGAAUCGAUUUAUCGAUCAAUCAGAAAUAAUUCCAAUUACACCAGCAGUUGGAGUUCUGACCAGACAAAAGAUUUAGACAACUCGUACAGUACCCAAUCUUCGUCAGUAGCGUACACCAGUACAGAAUAUUCCCGUGACAGAGACGAUAAAAGUUCAGAUUCUGGCAAUCCUUUGGCUUCUGAGACUGAAAUCAGUACGCAGAGUAGCAGUAUCAGCAGCAUCGACAGGUGA
Molecule: messenger RNA, 6210 nt
Organism: Acanthosepion pharaonis
Lineage: Eukaryota; Metazoa; Mollusca; Cephalopoda; Sepiida; Sepiidae
Source: the annotation of a GenBank genome assembly